AUGGUAGAUAACAUGGAGCUUGGAAGAAACGACCUAACGCGCGAUUUCCAAACGGUUGUUGCCAAGGUCAUUCUACCCUUCCGUUUUCGUUCCGCUGUACAUGGCAAUUGGGUUGAUGCGACGAGAAUCGCGGGUGCUGAGCCGUAUGACGUGCAGUCUUUCGAGGAUAUCUACCCCCACAUCCCUACAGUUGGACCUGAUUCAAGUAGCAAGGUCAACGAGCAAUCCCAGUUACACAGCUCCACAACCGAGCGGAAUAUGGGUUACAGAACCAUCGGAAUUUUCAUCAACAAGCCUGAGCACAAUAGCUCAGGGGUAGAGCGCUGGGCUCAUAACCCAGAGGUCCCUGGAUCGAAACCAGGUUGUGCUAACAAAUCUUUUGCAAUUUAUGGCAAUUUGUUCCUUUUGAGCGAGAUUCUCUGUUUCCUUUUGUUUUGGCUCGAAAAACAACGUCGGGUUGCAGCUACGUGUAUUCAAUACUUGCAAUUUCACUAA
Molecule: messenger RNA, 495 nt
Organism: Colletotrichum lupini
Lineage: Eukaryota; Fungi; Ascomycota; Sordariomycetes; Glomerellales; Glomerellaceae
Exons: 5
Coding region: 1-495 (164 amino acids)
Source: RefSeq, a predicted model, not a curated record